AGUUUCGAAUUUACAGAAAAUAAAAUAAAUAAAUUUUCUUGCACUCACCCGAAAAAAACGUAAAAAGAAAACCUAAAAACAAAGUCAAAUAAAUAAAAGCCGGGUGGGGGGUGUCUCUUUACGUCUCACAACAUUCUCAUAGAAGCCGUCUUCCUCCUCCUCCUGCAAUCUCUCUCAAUCGGGCAUCUUAUCCGCGAUUCCAAUGUCGAGCCGUUGGUUGAGACCCGAGGUGUAUCCGUUGUUCGCGGCUACGGGAGUUGCGGUUGGGAUCUGCGCGUUUUCAUUGAUCAGAAACAUCACCGGCAAUCCUGAAGUUAGAUGUACCAAGGAGAAUAGAGCUGCUGGGAUCUUGGAUAACCAUGCAGAGGGAGAGAGGUACAAGGAGAAUUUCCUGAGGAAGUACGUUCGCAACAAGCACCCAGAGAUCAUGCCUGGAAUCAACAAGUUCUUCACUGAUCCUAAAUAUUGAAUCACAACAUUCUCUCCCCUUUGCACCUCUUUGUUGUUAUAUUGUUUCUGGAUUUUUAAUCUCUUGCCUGUGAUAUUUUGUCAAAUUUCACAUUGUGAUGUUAUCCUCCAGCUGAGAUGACUUCUUCUUAUGCUGCUGGGGUCUUAUCUUGUCGCUUUUAUGCAGAUAAUAAGAAAACUACUUCUAAGUAUUAAUAAAUUCACGUUUGGAAA
Messenger RNA from Eruca vesicaria subsp. sativa (arugula), 681 nucleotides. Lineage: Eukaryota; Viridiplantae; Streptophyta; Magnoliopsida; Brassicales; Brassicaceae. The record is from the annotation of a GenBank genome assembly.